Copidosoma floridanum is the source of this 1587-nucleotide messenger RNA. RefSeq names its product folliculin. Gene Ontology annotation, cellular component: cytosol. Gene Ontology annotation, biological process: positive regulation of transforming growth factor beta receptor signaling pathway; negative regulation of transcription by RNA polymerase II; positive regulation of TORC1 signaling. The record is from RefSeq and is a predicted model, not a curated record. Gene Ontology annotation, molecular function: GTPase activator activity. NCBI's taxonomy places the organism in Eukaryota, Metazoa, Arthropoda, Insecta, Hymenoptera, Encyrtidae.
CUGCUGCUGCAAAUCAUUAAACAUAUACUUUAUUUUUUAUCAAGAAAUGAAUGCAGCCAUAGCAUUGUGUAGUUUUUGUGAAGUGCAUGGACCCAAAGUGAUGUUUACUACACAAACUUUUAAGAACUUUGACUACCAAAAUAAUGAAAAGUUAAAGUUUUAUGGGUCGAAAGAGGUCCUGAGAGAUGCAAUAACUCUUUAUUCUGAACUACAGGACUGCAAAGGAUGCUCCAGUUUGGGUUAUCUCAAAUUUCUGAGCAACGAACAUGAGACCAGAACUUCUUUUCUUUCAUCUCAACAGUCUUUGAUGCAGGACAUUGGAUUUCAAUUGAAGUGUGCUUGCAUGAGAAGUCUUAGUUGUGAAGAAUAUGCUGGAAAGGAGGGUAUUUGCUAUUUUGAUGAACCCAGUGGACAUGUUUUGAGUUAUACUUUUCCUUUAAAGGAUGCCCAGGCAAGAGGAUUAAGAAGAUGGUACAGUUUCAUAGUAUUUAUGAGGGAUAAACAAUUUUUAUUGAACAUGUGGCCUUUCAUAGUUGAAAAUUUAAGCGAAAUCAUAAGAGAGUUGCAAGGCUUUGCUGAAAAAAAGUACAAUGUGGAAGAAGCCAGAUGUCCACAGAGAGUAGUUCGUUUAACAUUAAAUAACAAUGUUCAUCCCGGUUCACAGACCAAUGCUAAUAAUCAGCCAAGAACUCUUACUGAAAUCACAGACGAAGAAUAUGUUUUUGUAAGAAUUCACAUGUGGUUCGUUUGGAUAUUGAGCAUCGGAGCGUCACAUUUUGUUGAAAUAUUACCGUUAAGUUUACUAGGGGAAGACAUUAAUUUUAACGAGGAGAAUUGUUUAGGAAUGGACGACAAUUUUACAUUAAACAAUGCGAAAUAUCCCGUCAAUCUUAACGUGGAUUCUCGUAUACCAGAUUUUCAAGAAGUUUCUAAUUUAAAUCCUAUGACAGUUUUGAGAAACUUGAGAAGUACACUUGGUCGAGACCAAUUUCGUCAAAUUUUAUACGCAGUUUUAACGGGGAUAAAGAUUCUUGUGAGAGGUUCGGCGCGAGAAACUUUAGAGUCGUUAUAUGCAUUAUGCUCUCUUGUACCAAGAGCUUGUAGAAGAGUUAAAACCAGAGCUCAAAAUGUUCCAGAAACAAACAUUUUCAAUUUCAUUAGUGUUGAUACGUCCAUUGCAGUACCUUUACCUUGUUCCCAAAUAUGCAGGCUCGAUAUAGUACCUGCAGAUCACAGAAUUCAAAGUACAAGAUCUCAUGUGGUGAAAUGGACGGGAGUGUUACCAGUGAAACUUCCAAAUCUCUUAAUAAAGUUGGAAAAAGCUUUUGACAAUAAAAAACUUAAUGAUUCUCUUUUAGAAUCGUAUUUUUACAAUUUACAAGAAGAAUGGACAAAUAUUGCAAAAGUCAUUCAUGCUACACACGGCCAAAUUCACAGAACUGACUUGACAAAUUUGAUGACAAGUUUGGGAGCUGGUCCUCAGGAUAAGAAUCUGCUGGAUGCCUGGUCUAUGGGUUUACCGUCGAAUCCAGCAUAAAGUGAUGACUAUUUUUUUCAAAAAAUUAAGCAAAGCAGUAUUUAUUAAGA